Molecule: messenger RNA, 2533 nt
Organism: Cyclopterus lumpus (lumpfish)
Lineage: Eukaryota; Metazoa; Chordata; Actinopteri; Perciformes; Cyclopteridae
Product: NXPE family member 3-like
Exons: 7
Coding region: 115-1782 (555 amino acids)
Source: RefSeq, a predicted model, not a curated record
CAUUGAGGGAUUGUGACGGAUCACACUGUAAUGAACGAAAUCUGCAACUGAAUCUCUGCUGAGUACCAGAGUAAGAGCUACGCUGAAGCUGAAGGUGAAGACUAAUCACUGAUCAUGAAGGUCCUUUCAUGUAGAAGAAGUGAGUCUGUCGCCAUCGUCCUCUUUCUGGCUGCCUCAAUCUUAAUGUUAGUGGUACGUAACAUGGACGUUCUGGAGUUUCAGCCUAAAGUCAACUCCCCCAUCUUCACCCAGAGAGUCUCCUCUGACCCUGACGUGAACCGUAGCUUCUGCACCUUCCAGCCGCUGUCCCCUCAGGACGCUCUGGAGGAACGCCUCAUACUAGACUCCACUGCUUGGCCUGAAACGCCACUUUUGCCAGGUCCUAUUUCCUUGGAGCAGACCAGUGAUCCAGCUCACAGCAACUUCACCAUUCUACCAGGGAGGAGAGGAGGACAGUGGCGUGUCGGGGAUCAGCUGGAGGUCAUGAUACAAACCUCUGACUUCAAGGGUCGUCCCAAGAAGUCUGGGGGGGACUUCCUACUCGCCCGGCUGCACAACCGCAUGCUUGAAGCUGGUGUUGCUGGGCAAGUGGUGGAUCAUCUGAAUGGGAGCUACUCUGCUGUCUUCUCUUUACUCUGGGAAGGAGACGCACAGGUUGAGGUGAUGCUGGUUCACCCAUUUGAGGCCAUCUCAGUUCUCGACAGGCUGACCAGAGAACAGCCAGACCGGAUUUACUUCAAGAGCCUCUUCCGCUCAGGCUCACUCUCUGAAGCCACCAUGUGUAAUGUCUGCCUACGGCCAACCCAGCCGCUGUGUAACUACACUGACCUCCGUACAGGGGAUCCUUGGUUCUGUUACAAGCCAAAGAACCUGAGCUGUGAUGCCAGGAUCCAGCACAUCAGGGGAGGAUAUAUACAAAACCUCAAGGCCAAGGAGGAGACGCUCUUUCAAAGUCGUGUCAACAUGAAAGUCUCCAUUCGGGCUUCAGGACCUUCCAAUGUCACUGUGUUGCCAGAAAAUGGAGGUCAGCUGAAGGUGAAGAGCAACACUGUGCCAUCUGGACCUUCUGGUUAUUACUACCAGGGUUUGUGGCGAGCUCUAAGUGGCACCACAGUUCGCCAAUUCAACACGUCUGCCAUCACUGAGUGUCUGAAAGGCAAGGUGGUCAACAUGUAUGGAGACUCCACCAUCAGGCAGUGGUUUGAAUUCCUCAAGGCAACCGUACCAGGUCUUAAGGAGUUUGAUCUUCACAGCUCAAAGCAAAGUGGACCUUUAAUGGUCUUAGACUAUGCAAACAACAUCUUGGUGACGUUCCGCUGCCACGGUCCUCCUCUCCGUUUUUCCAACAUCCCAACUAGAGAGUUUCGUUAUAUUGCCAAUGAGCUAGACGGCUUAGUUGGAGGCAUCAACUCUGUCGUAGUCAUUGGCAUCUGGUCUCACUUAGGGACUUUCCCCAUGGCGAUCUACAUCAGGAGGUUACAGAGCAUCCGCAGGGCGGUGGUGCGGCUGCUGGACAGGGCUCCAGGCACACUGGUCGUCAUGCGGACCGCAAACCCCAAAGCUUUGACGCUUUAUGAAACAAUUACCAACAGCGACUGGUUCUCACUGCAGCGUGACAAGGUGCUCAGAGCCGUGUUCAAAGGAAUGAAUGUUCAUCUGAUCGAUGCCUGGGAGAUGACCCUGGCCCACCAUCUGCCACACAGCCUCCACCCACAACCUCCCAUUAUUAAGAAUAUGAUAAACCAUAUAUUGUCCUACAUAUGUCCUCAGAAGGCUGGCUAGUUGUGUUCUGUUUGUUGGGUGAGGGGAUGUUAUGUUACAUUAUUUCUGUGUUUCUAUCAACUGCAUUCUAAAAGCAGUCCAUGCUCAGACUAACAAUCUAUCUCUAAUUAGGGAGUGUUGAGCGAGUACAAAAGAACGGACCUGGCCCGUCACAUGGUUUGUUUCAUAGAACCAUUUGAGAAGUCGGCAUUGGUAGUUGUUUGGAAAAGAGCAGGAGGAGAUUGGAUGAACCAUCUGUCAAUCAAAACAGUUGGGAGAAGAGCAAAAAAAACCUUUCUAACAAGAGGAAACCUCCAGUGCCAUUCUUUCCUCUUCUCUUAAUGAAAACAUACUGAAAUGACUGAUGCUAUUGCAGCAUCUGUGCUAACCUCUGCUGCCAUGGUUGUUCAGAACGAACAGUCACCUCGCACACACAUAAGCCCCUCCCAUAGCUGCCAGUAGCUCAACACAGAACGCUGAUUGGCUCGUGCUCUGGCUUACCUCACACAAACGUUUUACGUAGCCUUAACAUUAAUCUCUACCCUUGCUUUAAUAGCCACAUGUUUAUGAAAGUCUCACUCCAGAUAAAUUAACGUGUUAACAGAAACAAAGAUUAUUAUCACGAUGUAACAAUAAAAUGUAACAUGAUGUCAACUUUUGAUAUAAAGGUUGUAGGGUAUUGAUGCCAAACAUUGUUUUCAGAAAGGUUGGUCAUUGUUCUGUCAGGAAUUUAAAGAAUUAGACAGAUCAAGGGUUCUGCAGACACAUAUGU